UCUAGAGCUAUCCGAAAGGAGCCACUGUCAUGUUUUUUGGUGAAUCAACCGUUGUACGCAUCCGUUUCUACCUUCUACCUCAAAGUUAAUUCUCUUCCUGUAAAAGCAACGUCGCAGACACCAACUAUAACUGCCUGACGAGACCCGAUCCGAUCCGAUCCCCUUCACAUCCUCAAAGGACCGAUCGAUCUUCUUUCCAAGGGUUUGGAUCUUCAAACUAUUUACUAUUUUUGAAGGUGGGUUUGACUCUCUCAGGGAAAAAGAAAACAUGAGUGAGGUAUUCGAAGGGUACGAGCGACAGUACUGCGAGCUCUCUGCUAAUCUCUCCCGUAAAUGUAGCUCGGCUGGUCUUCUUCCUCCUGGUGAGCAGAAGCAGCAGAAGGUUUCUGAGAUUAAGGCUUCAUUGGACGAUGCUGAUGUUUUGAUCCGAAAAAUGGACCUUGAGGCUAGAAGUCUACAGCCAAGUGCAAAGGCUGCAUUGCUUGCUAAGUUAAGGGAAUAUAAAUCUGAUCUAAAUAAGUUGAAAAGGGAAUUUAAAAGAAUAGCAUCUUCUAAUGCUGAUCAGGCCUCCCGUGAAGAUUUGUUGGAAUCUGGAAUGGCAGGUGCGCAUAUGGCUUCUGCUGAUCAAAGGGAAAGGAUGGCAAUGUCAGUUGAGAGAUUGAAUCAAUCAAGUGACAGGAUUAUGGAGAGUAGAAGAACAAUGCUGGAGACAGAAGACCUUGGUGUUUCAAUCCUCCAAGAUUUGCACCAACAGCGUGAGACUCUCCUACAUUCCCAUAAAAAGCUUCAUGGGGUAGAUGAUGCUAUCGACAAGAGUAAAAAAGUUCUAACCGCCAUGUCGCGCAGGAUGACCAAGAACAAAUGGAUCGUUGGCUCAAUAGUUGGAGCUCUUGUUGUUGCUAUCAUCUUUAUUCUAUUCUAUAAGUUUUCACAUCAUUGACUUAUACAUUGUUUGGGGUACAGAUGAUAUUCUCCAUUACUCCGUGUGCUUGUUUGUAUAUAUUAAUUAAACAUGUCCGAUUUGUACGAACGAUAUAAUUCAAUAAUUAUAUCAUAGUUGGCGUGCUU
Juglans microcarpa x Juglans regia is the source of this 1068-nucleotide messenger RNA. RefSeq names its product vesicle transport v-SNARE 12. Gene Ontology annotation, biological process: vesicle-mediated transport; vesicle fusion; intracellular protein transport. Gene Ontology annotation, cellular component: SNARE complex; Golgi apparatus; ER to Golgi transport vesicle membrane. Lineage: Eukaryota; Viridiplantae; Streptophyta; Magnoliopsida; Fagales; Juglandaceae. The coding region runs from base 269 to 940 and encodes 223 amino acids. The record is from RefSeq and is a predicted model, not a curated record. The transcript has 6 exons. Gene Ontology annotation, molecular function: SNAP receptor activity; SNARE binding.